This is a messenger RNA of Lentinula edodes (shiitake mushroom), 828 nucleotides long. Its product is annotated as GTP-binding nuclear protein RAN. Gene Ontology annotation, molecular function: GTP binding; GTPase activity. Gene Ontology annotation, cellular component: nucleus; cytoplasm. The transcript is spliced from 7 exons. Lineage: Eukaryota; Fungi; Basidiomycota; Agaricomycetes; Agaricales; Omphalotaceae. Gene Ontology annotation, biological process: protein import into nucleus; ribosomal subunit export from nucleus. Bases 88 to 732 code for a protein of 214 amino acids. The record is from RefSeq and is a predicted model, not a curated record.
CUGACAAAGCGUGACUUUUUCGCUGUGGCUCUUUCAACGAGUCUCUUUUUCCACCUUUUACAUCCUUCUCAUAGAGCUCUCUCCAGAAUGACUGAAACUAAUAUCCCUACUUUCAAGCUUGUUCUUGUUGGCGAUGGUGGAACGGGAAAAACUACUUUUGUCAAGCGUCAUUUGACUGGAGAAUUCGAGAAGAAAUACAUCGCCACACUGGGUGUCGAGGUUCACCCACUAUCUUUCACUACCAACUAUGGUACGAUCUGCUUUAACGUCUGGGAUACCGCCGGACAGGAAAAGUUUGGUGGUUUGCGGGACGGAUACUACAUCCAAGGCCAAUGUGGUAUCAUCAUGUUCGACGUCACGUCCAGAAUCACAUAUAAGAAUGUUCCCAACUGGCACCGUGACCUCGAGCGCGUGUGUGAAAACAUUCCCAUUGUCCUCUGUGGUAACAAAGUAGACGUCAAAGAGCGAAAAGUCAAGACUGGAGCUGUCACCUUCCACAGGAAGAAGAACCUCCAGUACUUUGAGAUUUCCGCAAAAUCGAAUUACAACUUUGAGAAGCCUUUCCUUUGGUUAGCGAGGAAGUUGGUCGGUAACACUUCUCUUGAGUUUGUUGCCGCCCCUGCUUUAGCUCCUGCUGAAGUUACUGUUGAUGCUGCUUUGAUGGACCAGUACCAGCGAGAGUUGCAACAGGCUGAGGCUGUUCCUCUUCCUGAAGAGGAUGAUGACCUUUAGUCGUUUUUGAUAUUUUACAUGACACAUGUUUCAAUAAUUUUCUGUCUGUCCACCUUCCUUUCUACAGAGUACUUGUGUUAUAUUUCCAUCCAUCCU